Messenger RNA from Colletotrichum chrysophilum, 1368 nucleotides. RefSeq lists its product as uncharacterized. Lineage: Eukaryota; Fungi; Ascomycota; Sordariomycetes; Glomerellales; Glomerellaceae. Gene Ontology annotation, cellular component: cytoplasm. Bases 1 to 1368 code for a protein of 455 amino acids. The transcript is spliced from 9 exons. The record is from RefSeq and is a predicted model, not a curated record. Gene Ontology annotation, molecular function: ATP binding; kinase activity.
AUGGCAGAGACAAACGGCACAGAGUCUCAUGUGACGGUCCAGAAGCGAACGCACUACUCACCACCAUGGGCAGACGUCAGCAUCAUUGGCAUCGCCGGCAGCUCGGGCUCGGGCAAGUCCACGCUGUCCCACGCCAUUGUUAGGAAGCUGAAUCUGCCCUGGGUGGUGAUUUUGUCCAUGGACUCUUUCUACAACCCCCUCACUCCUGAGCAAUCUAAAAAGGCAUUUGCCAACGAAUUUGACUUUGAUUCACCAGAGGCCAUCGACUUUAAUGUGCUUGUGGAUUGCCUCCGAGAUCUCAAAGCUGGCAAGCGUGCAGAAAUCCCCAUCUACUCCUUUUCCAAGCACCAGCGUAUGGAAAACACCACAACAAUCUACUCCCCCCACGUAAUCAUCCUCGAGGGUAUCUUUGCCCUUCACGACCCGCGCAUCAUUGACCUCCUGGAUAUGAGAAUAUUCUGUGAGGCCGAUGCUGAUACUUGCCUGUCUCGAAGAGUCUUGAGAGAUGUCAAGGAGCGUGGCCGUGAUGUGGAGGGCAUCAUGAAGCAGUGGUUCACCUUCGUGAAGCCCAACUUUGAAAAGUUUGUCGAGCCGCAGCGAAAGGUGGCAGACAUUAUUGUCCCAAGAGGAAUUGAGAACCGAGUUGCGAUGGCCAUGGUCGUUCAGUACAUUGAGCGAAAGUUGAUUGAAAAAUCGACCCACCACCGUGCAGCCCUGACACAGCUUGAGCUGGCUGCCGCCAGCGAGCCUCUGUCUGACAGGGUCGUAGUCUUGGAACAGACGCCGCAGCUGAGGGGCAUGAGCACCAUCAUCCAGGACAUUGACACCUCAGGCGAGGACUUCAUCUUCUACUUCGACCGCUUGGCUUGUCUCCUGAUCGAGCAGGCGCUCAACAACGUGCACUUUGAGGAGAAGACGAUCGCCACGCCACAGGGAUAUAAAUACAACGGUCUUGUGGCCAAGGGCAAUGUAAGUGCAGUGCUCGUUCUCCGAGGCGGAGCCGCAUUUGAGACGGCCCUGAAGCGGGUCGUCCCCGACAUGAGGACGGGCAGGGUCCUUAUCCAGUCCAACGUGCGGACCGGAGAGCCUGAGUUGCACUACCUCAAGUUGCCCGAUGACAUUGAUGAGCACGAGGCAGUCUUGCUCAUUGACACGCAAAUGGCCAGCGGAGGCGCGGCACUCAUGGCGGUGCAGGUCCUCGUGGACCACGGCGUCGCGCAGGAGAAGAUUGUGCUGGCUUGCUACGCCGCCGGAAGGCUGGGAGUCCACCGUCUGGCCAAGGUGUUUCCCGGCAUCACGAUUGUGCUCUGCAAUAUGCUUGCAGACAUUGAGGAUCGUUGGGUCGAGAAGAGAUACUUCCGGUGCUAG